AGCGGAAAAGAAUCAUAGGAAAUAAUCGAUGACAAUAUUAUGAAGGUCAUGUUCACUGGUCCAAGUCCAAUUGGUAGUAGUAGUAAAAAGAAGCAUUCUCUCUCUCUCUUAUCUCAGUCUCAAUAAACUAAUCAAGUUUAAAGCACCACACACAGCAUAUACACAAAGAAGCUCUCUUUCACUAUCACCACUCUCCCUUUCGCUUUUCGUCCUAACCAAAAAAGAAGAAGAAGAUCUAAUAAACCACCAAUUCAUUCAUCAUUUCAACAACGUGUGUGUGUGUGCGUGUGAAUUAUUAUGGGAGGGGUGACGUCCUCGAUGGCGGCGAAGUUCGCGUUCUUCCCGCCGAAUCCGCCGUCGUACAAGGUGGUGACGGACGACAUGACGGGGCUGCUGCUCCUGACGCCGUUCCCGCACAGGGAGAACGUGGAAAUCCAGAAGCUGCCGACGCGGCGGGGCACGGAGAUUGUGGCGCUGUACAUACGGCACCCGAUGGCGACGUCCACCGUGCUCUACUCCCACGGCAACGCAGCUGAUCUCGGCCAGAUGUACGAGCUCUUCAUCCAGCUCAGCAUCCACCUCCGCGUUAACCUCAUGGGGUAUGACUAUUCUGGGUACGGACAGUCAUCAGGGAAGCCAAGUGAGCAGAAUACAUAUUCAGAUAUUGAGGCAGCAUACAAGUGUCUAGAAGAAAGUUAUGGUGCCAAGCAGGAAGACAUAAUCCUUUAUGGGCAAUCUGUUGGCAGUGGCCCAACUUUGGAUCUUGCAGCUAGGUUGCCUCAAUUAAGAGCUGUUGUUCUGCACAGUCCCAUACUUUCUGGCUUAAGGGUCAUGUAUCCAGUAAAGCGUACAUACUGGUUUGACAUAUAUAAGAAUAUUGACAAGAUUCCGCAAGUUAAUUGUCCAGUUCUCAUAAUUCAUGGUACUUCAGAUGAAGUUGUAGAUUGCUCCCAUGGCAAGCAACUCUGGGAACUGUGUAAAGAGAAGUACGAACCACUGUGGCUCAAAGGAGGAAACCAUUGUGAUUUGGAGCUCUUUCCUGAGUACAUCAGGCAUCUGAAGAAGUUCAUAACAACAGUUGAGAAGUCUCCAUCGCAACGAUACAGUUUCCGGCGGAGCACAGACCAGUUUGAGCAGCCUCGAAAGAGUACAGAUAUUUUUGAAGUAAGUAGAAAGAGCACUGAUCGUAGAGAAAAGCCAAGGAAGAGCACAGACAAGCCAGAAAAGCUGAAAAACUUGUCUAAUAAUUCUGAUAUGUUAGAGAAAUUGAGAAUGACUUUUGAUCACAAGGAAAGGUCUAGGAGAAGUGUGGAUUGUCAUGAGAAGUCCCGGAAAAGCAUUGACCAUCAAUUAGAAAAAGCAAGGAAGAGUGUUGACAGGCUGGACAGAAUAAGGAGUGGAUAAUAAUUCUUCUUAUAGUGAAAUUAUAUUCAUGCAUGGGUUGGUUUUAUGGGGUUCUUUUUCUUUUUUAUAUUGGUCAUCAUGUUGUGUAGUAUGGCUUAUAUCAGAUAUGAAUACUAUUUAGCAUUGAAGAAAAGGGUUUGGUGUCAUAGUGAGAUUCACUUUUCAUUCAUAUGGUAUGGCCUAUUUACCUCUGUUGCACUCUCCCACUUUAUGUGACAAAUGCUACUAGCAUGUUAGCACAUUAAUCUUUUGAAAAAUUUGUCAAAAAUAUUUUAUCAAAAGAUACAAA
Glycine soja is the source of this 1693-nucleotide messenger RNA. Its product is annotated as alpha/beta hydrolase domain-containing protein 17C-like. The transcript has 5 exons. NCBI's taxonomy places the organism in Eukaryota, Viridiplantae, Streptophyta, Magnoliopsida, Fabales, Fabaceae. The coding region runs from base 298 to 1404 and encodes 368 amino acids. The record is from RefSeq and is a predicted model, not a curated record.